AUGCAUCUUGGAGUAUCUUAUGGUAGCUAUCGUAAUUUUACAACAAGGACAUGUCAAACCAUUAGAGAUGUACUUAGGCAUCAUAAAUCAAAGCUAACAGAUCCAGAAAGAGCAACCAAUAUCGCUCUUGCUCUUGAUGGUAAAAACAUAGUGAUUCACAAGCCAUUGCCAGCUGCUUAUGGUUCGAUGUUUCGCAAUUGUAAAAAUGCUUAUUCCGUUAAGUUAACUGCAGUAUGCGAAGCAAGCUGUAGGUUUACUUAUUUACGUGUUGGUGAUUCAGGUAACUGUUUUUAA
This is a messenger RNA of Cokeromyces recurvatus, 294 nucleotides long. RefSeq lists its product as uncharacterized. The record is from RefSeq and is a predicted model, not a curated record. Bases 1 to 294 code for a protein of 97 amino acids. The transcript has 2 exons. NCBI's taxonomy places the organism in Eukaryota, Fungi, Mucoromycota, Mucoromycetes, Mucorales, Mucoraceae.